AUGUCAGCAGCAACACAGCACUGUCUCGGUAAAAAAUCAUCUAUUCCUUACAUUCACUCAAAUCACAAGUCCACGAUGGCAUCAUCAUAUCAACAACCAACUGAAUCGAUGAUUGAAGCCGCAAAGAUAGAUUAUGCCACCCGUCUUUUCGUAUACACUCGACGACAACUUCAACAAGUAUCCUCUUCACCUUCGAGAACGAGAAGCCAAGAAAAUAAAAGUAAAAAGGUUACGCGAAAUGGGGUAAAGGAUUAUAAUGAGAUUCGUGGUCAAAGAGUCAAGGAAGCGAAACGAAAUUGGUGA
Messenger RNA from Funneliformis geosporum, 303 nucleotides. The record is from the annotation of a GenBank genome assembly. NCBI's taxonomy places the organism in Eukaryota, Fungi, Glomeromycota, Glomeromycetes, Glomerales, Glomeraceae.